AUGUCUGACGCACAGCCAAUCUUGGAUCACAUUGUUUUGUUUGUCUCAUAUGAAACAUUACAAGAGCUACCGGAGAAGCUCAAAGAGCAUUUCAAAAUCAUUCCAGGAGGCGGUUCAACUACGGGUGUGACGAUCAACAAACUCCUGAUCCUCCCCGAUGGCACAUAUCUUGAAAUUGUUGCAUUCAAUAAAGGGAUAGAGCCUGAGAGGCGGGAAGCUCAUCGCUGGAGCAACGCUACAGAGGGAACUGUCAUCGACUGGGCGUACACUUUGAAUAACCCUGAUGAAUUUGAGCACAUUCAGCGGCGAGUCAACAGUUCUGAAUCUGGUGUUCUCUACCAAAAACUUGUCUCCGGCGGGAGAAGACGACCUGAUGGCGUUGAGCUAAAAUGGUCCGUCAUUCUACCAGUUGGCGCACACCAGAACCGCCUCCAGCCAGGUAUAGCCCCUUUCUGGUGCUUAGACAAGACGCCGAGGUCGCUCAGGGUCCCUUAUUUGGCCGAGGACGGAAAACAGCCCGCCACGUGCACGCAGCACCCCUGCGGUGCACAGUCCGUAUCCAUGCUCGAGGUUCUCGUACCUCACGCUUUGCAACCAAAGAUAGGCAAGGCCUACGCUUCUAUUCACACCAACGCCCAAGGAGGUCGAGCCUGGGGUUACGGGACACAUGGCGACUCCGAGCUUGCUGGAGGGCUGGUGGCUCUUGGCGAGAGUCCCGAUUCAACUGUCAAGAUUACACUAACCCUCAAAGGCGACAAGUCCCAGAAGAUCACUAUCCUUCCAGGAGUCAAAAUUACGGUAACAAAUGGAAAUUGA
Molecule: messenger RNA, 816 nt
Organism: Clonostachys solani
Lineage: Eukaryota; Fungi; Ascomycota; Sordariomycetes; Hypocreales; Bionectriaceae
Source: the annotation of a GenBank genome assembly